Phaethon lepturus (White-tailed tropicbird) is the source of this 228-nucleotide messenger RNA. It is a transcript of the gene FREY1, whose product is annotated as chromosome unknown open reading frame, human C11orf94. The transcript has 3 exons. Lineage: Eukaryota; Metazoa; Chordata; Aves; Phaethontiformes; Phaethontidae. The record is from RefSeq and is a predicted model, not a curated record. Bases 1 to 228 code for a protein of 75 amino acids.
AUGCAGUGCUCGCUCCUGCUGCUCGCCCUGCUGCUGGGGGUUGCACUCCCACAGCCCUUGCGCCAAAGCUACUCGGUCCCUGAAGACUUCUCUGCUCCUCUGGAGCUUCCACGGCAGCAUUUUGGCCUGGUGGAUGCCCGGGAGCGGCCAGCAGGACUGCGCAGAGCUGGCAAAAGCAAGCGCGACGAGCUUGACUUGCUGGAGUACUACUACGAUGCCCGCCUAUGA